Syngnathoides biaculeatus (alligator pipefish) is the source of this 908-nucleotide messenger RNA. RefSeq names its product low choriolytic enzyme-like. Gene Ontology annotation, molecular function: metalloendopeptidase activity; zinc ion binding. The record is from RefSeq and is a predicted model, not a curated record. Lineage: Eukaryota; Metazoa; Chordata; Actinopteri; Syngnathiformes; Syngnathidae. Bases 45 to 854 code for a protein of 269 amino acids. Gene Ontology annotation, biological process: proteolysis. The transcript is spliced from 8 exons.
UCUUGCAAGAAGGUGGAACCAUUUCACAAACUUGUGACAACGCAAUGGAUCUCAGAGCCAUAAUGUUUCUUCUUUUGCUACAUUUCGUCGCGCUCUGUCAUGCGCAACCGGUUUGGGACCAGGACGUCGACAGCGAGAUCUCGGGGGAUUCGGCGGAUGACAGCAUCUCAGAAACAAUCCUGAGACUGAACAACGGAUCUACUGAAUACCUUAUGGAGGGGGAUGUACUGAUUCCGAAAACGAGGACCGCCAUGAAGUGCACCGGCAAUCCAUACAGCUGCCUGUGGCCCAAGUCUCCCAACGGCAAAGUCUAUAUCCCCUUCAACAUCAUAGACAAAUACAGUUUUUCGGAGAAGAACACCAUUAUAGGUGCCCUGAGGGCUAUGGAGGCCAGAACCUGCAUCCGCUUCAUCCCGCGAACAACCCAGAGGGCUUACAUAAGCUUUGAGCCCAAAUUUGGCUGUUUUUCACAGCUGGGCCGCAUCGGAGGCAAGCAGCUGGUGUCGCUGCAACGUUUCGGCUGCGUCCAGCACGGCAUCAUCCAGCACGAGGUGCUGCACGCCAUGGGCUUCUACCACGAGCACACACGCAGCGACCGCGACCGCUACAUCCGCAUCAACUGGGGCAACAUCCACAAGUAUGAAAAGCACAACUUUGAAAAGCAGGACACUAAUAAUCUCCAAAUCCCCUACGACUACAACUCCAUAAUGCACUACGGAAGAACCGCCUUUGGAGUGCGACAGGCCGUAACCAUCGUACCCAUCCCCGACAGCUCAGUGGAAAUCGGCCAGCGGGAAAAGCUCUCCGACCUGGACGUCCUGCGGAUCAACCGCCUCUACAGGUGCUCCAAUUAAAAAAAAAGCGUGCAGUUUGUCAUGUGCAACCUUCAAUAAAAUAACCAUUCAAAU